Molecule: messenger RNA, 407 nt
Organism: Psammomys obesus (fat sand rat)
Lineage: Eukaryota; Metazoa; Chordata; Mammalia; Rodentia; Muridae
Product: 60S ribosomal protein L22-like
Exons: 1
Coding region: 6-392 (128 amino acids)
Biological process (GO): cytoplasmic translation
Cellular component (GO): ribosome
Molecular function (GO): structural constituent of ribosome; RNA binding
Source: RefSeq, a predicted model, not a curated record
CUGCCAUGGUGCCAGUGAAAAAGCUUGUGGCGAAGGGGGGCAAAAAAAAGAAGCAGGUUUUGAAGUUCACCCUUGACUGCACCCAUCCUGUAGAAGAUGGAAUCAUGGACGCUGCCAGUUUUGAGCAGUUGCUCCAGGAGAGAAUCAAGGUGAAUGGGAAAGCUGGGAAUCUUGGCGGAGGGGUUGUGAGCAUCGAACGGAGCAAGAGCAAGAUCACUGUCACCUCUAAGGUGCCUUUUUCUAAAAGGUAUUUGAAAUAUCUCACCAAAAAAUAUUUGAAGAAGAACAAUCUUCGAGACUGGUUGCGUGUUGUUGCCAACAGCAAAGAAAGUUACGAAUUGUGCUACUUCCAGACUAACCAGGAUGAAGAGGAGGAGGAGGACGAGGAUUAAGACACAUUGGUCUGG